AUGAAACCUAACUUAAAGCAAUGGAAACAACUCAUGCUGUUUGGGAUCUUUGCAUGGGGUCUCCUUUUUCUGGUGAUAUUCAUCUAUUUUACAGAUAGCAACACUGCUGAGCCAGUUCCGAGUUCCUUUGCUUACAUUGAAACUAAGAGGCUUCUGCCCCUUCAGGGCAAGCAGAGAGUCAUCAUGGGAGCCAUUCACGAUCCAUCGUUCUCAGAAACCAUUGAUGGGAAUGAGGUACUUCUUAAUGAAGAUCUCUUAGGUACAUUUAAAUCUGGGACUGGAAGUAUUAAGAAAUGGACUGAUUUGGAAGAUGCCUUUAGAAAUGAAGAUGAGUUUUUUCCAUCCCAGAUAGGAAGAAAAUCAAAAAGUGCUUUCUACCAAGUGAAUGACGAUUAUUUAUUUGCUGCUGGUCAGCCUCAGUCACAGAACCACCUUCAAGAGAUAGCAAAAUUCAUCUCAGCAGAUGAGGAUAAUCCAAAAGUAAGUAUUUUACAGAACAACUGGAGCCAUCAGAGAAGAAUGAGGAGGAGAAGCACAAAGCCGAGGAGAAGCCGGAUGCUUGAUGAAUCUGAUGACUGGGAUGGGCUAUAUUCCACAAUGUCGAAAUCCUUUCUUUACAAGCUUUGGAAAGGGGAUGUCUCUUCCAAGAUGCUAAACCCUCGACUGCAGAAGGCGAUGAAAGAUUAUUUGAGCACCAAUAAGCAUGGGGUGCGGUUCAAGGGGAAACGAAACUCCAAGUUGACAGGAGACCAGCUAUUCUGUGAGCUAAAAGAAAGGGUGAAUGUGAAAACAAUAGAUGGCAAGGAGGCUCCCUUCUCCACUCUUGGAUGGGAAAAGCACGUUCCCCAAAUUCCACUGGGCAAAUUGCAUACACAUGGCUUUGGGAGCUGUGCCGUAGUUAUGUCUGCUGGUGCCAUACUGAACUCCUCUCUGGGGGAUGAAAUAGAUUCUCAUGAUGCUGUUCUAAGAUUUAAUUCUGCUCCAACACGUGGCUAUGAAAAAGAUGUUGGAAAUAAAACAACCAUGCGGAUCAUUAACUCUCAGAUUCUCACCAAUCCAAACCAUCACUUUGUUGACAGCUCCUUGUACAAAGAUGUUAUCUUAGUAGCCUGGGAUCCUGCCCCCUACUCUGCAAAUCUGAACGUGUGGUACAAGAAGCCAGACUACAAUCUGUUCACUCCCUACGUACAGCAUCGCAGGAAGAAUCCAAAUCAACCAUUUUACAUUCUCCAUCCAAAGUUUAUAUGGCAGCUCUGGGACAUCAUUCAGGAGAACACUAAAGAGAAGAUACAGCCCAACCCUCCUUCUUCAGGUUUUAUUGGUAUCCUCAUCAUGAUGUCCAUGUGUAACGAAGUGCAUGUGUACGAAUACAUCCCUUCAGUCCGACAGACCGACCUAUGUCACUACCAUGAACUCUACUACGAUGCAGCUUGUACCUUAGGGGCCUACCACCCACUGCUUUAUGAGAAACUGUUGGUGCAAAGGAUGAACAAAGGUUUGCAGGAUGAUCUGUAUCGGAAGGGGAAAGUCAUUUUGCCAGGGUUCAAAGCUGUCAAGUGCCCCAAACGAAAUAAUUUCCCACACUUGUAGAAGAGAGUCCUUCAGAAACAAUGUGCAAUAAGGUACUACUGUCGUACUAUAAACAAGAGAAGAAUACUUGAAAAAUGUAUCUUAGACCAAUCUAGUCUUGAGUCUAUAAAUUGUAAUUAAGUAGCAGGCAUGAAUACUUCUUUUCUGAGCCUGAGUAUUUAUUACUGCUUUGCAAAUAGUUGAGAAAAAGGCUUAGCUCAUGAAAGGUGCAAAGGACAUACUUAGGCAGAAAUAUAAUGUAUUGUUGUGGGUGUGAAUGUCAGAAUUUGUCAGUGGUCUCUUGUGCCACAUAUGCUAGACUGUAACUUUUUUUUAAUGAACUUAUUUAACUGUCAAAUCUGGCAUUGUGAAACAGCCUCUAUUGUUCAUGUACAGAGAGCCAGUUGAACAAUGCAGUGUUUCUCAUGGCUCCAUGGGGUUUUCACACUCUCCAAGAAUGAAGUAAUCGCUCCUCUGAGCUGUGCAGUCAUUGACUAGAGUAGACUUUUAAUUCCUGUUCAUAUGCAGGCUCAGUUACAAGCCUCCAGCUGUACAGGGGGCCUUACGGUGGCUAUGAAAUCAGUGCAGAUGGAGAUGGCUGUACACACAGCUAGACCAGUUAAUUGACUGGAUGUGCUUCGGAUGCUAGACACCCAGUGCUCACACUGACCACAUAGGGC
Nestor notabilis (Kea) is the source of this 2249-nucleotide messenger RNA. It is a transcript of the gene ST6GAL2, whose product is annotated as ST6 beta-galactosamide alpha-2,6-sialyltranferase 2. Gene Ontology annotation, molecular function: sialyltransferase activity. Lineage: Eukaryota; Metazoa; Chordata; Aves; Psittaciformes; Psittacidae. The record is from RefSeq and is a predicted model, not a curated record. The transcript is spliced from 5 exons. Bases 1 to 1590 code for a protein of 529 amino acids.